GUCCUGCUGAAUUUAUUCUUUUUUUGCUUUACGAAGUUUUUCAAGGAUUUUCUGGCUAUUCUUUUAUGUUGACAGGCAAAAUACACGAAAACCAGCAGUUCGAUUCUUCUAGACCUUAAAAGAGCUAUAUUCUGACUCGUAAAAUGAGUUUAAGUGCGACAAAAGAUUCAAAUAUGGAGUCAUGUCUCGUGAAAGACGAAAGCUGUUCAUCUGUUCCAGCAUAUUUUCCUUUUCCGUUCCCUCCUUACGAUAUUCAAGAGGAUUUCAUGAAAAAUCUUUACAUGGUUCUUGAUAAAGGAGGUAUUGGAAUAUUUGAAAGUCCAACCGGCACAGGCAAAUCAUUAAGCCUUAUCUGUGGGGCGUUAACUUGGUUAAGAGACUUUGAAGCCAAAAGACAAGAAGAUUUGUCUAAAGGAUUAUCACCAAAAGAUUUGGAUCAAAGUGAUGUCAGUAUGAAAGAUGAAAGCAAAUCAGGGGAUGAUGACCUACCAGCCUGGGUCUUAGACUUUGGAGCAAAGAAGAAACAACAAGAGCUAGAAGAUCAGUUAAGGGCACAAAAUGAAAAACUUGAAAAACAAAAGGCACACUUGAUGCAAGUGAAGCAGGAUUCAAGGAAGAGCUUUGUUCUGAAAGGAAAAAGAAAGCACAGUGAAGAACAGACUUUGACAACAAAUGAGAGUAAAAAAGAAGACCAAAUCCAGGGUGAGAUAGAUGAUUUACUUGGUAAAUCAGCAGCUGAGGAUCCUGAUGUUGAUAUCAUCUUAAAGGAGUAUCAUAGUGACGAUGAGAAUGAUGAUGAUGAUAAAUGUUCUGAUGAUGAGGAUGAAGAAGUUCAUUGUACCAAGAUAUACUAUUGCAGUCGGACCCAUUCCCAGUUGGCUCAGUUUACAAGAGAAGUUAUCAAAAGUCCAUAUGGGGAAGCUACUAGCCUUGUGACUUUAGGCUCUAGACAGAAUUUUUGUAUUAAUGAAGAUGUCAAGAAGCUAAAAUCAAAUACCAGAAUAAAUGACAGAUGUCUGGAACUACAAAAGAACAAAAAGAAAGAUAAAGUAGAGGUUGAGAAGACAGAGUCAGGAAAAGUAACAAAGAAGAAAAAGACAACAGCAGGAUGUCCAUAUAAUGAUUAUAAGCAACAACAAAACUUUAGAGAUCAAUUGCUGAUAGGAAUAAAAGAUAUAGAACAACUUGUAUCACUGGGUGAAGAUCUUCAUGCUUGCCCAUAUUAUGGGACAAGACAAGCUAUACCUGCAGCAAAGGUGGUAUGUUUGCCUUACAACAUGUUAUUACACAAGUCUACACGUCAAGCAUGUGGUAUCAAAUUAGAGGGGAAUAUUGUUAUAAUAGACGAAGCACACAAUCUGCUGGAAACAAUCAAUAACAUACACAGUGUUGAAAUCUCUGGUGCACAGAUAUCUGGAUCAUUUUCACAACUGUCACAAUACCUCGAUAGAUACAGAACGAGAUUAAAAGCCAAGAAUGUCAUGUACAUCAAGCAGAUUCUAUUCAUUCUAUCUCGCUUUUUAUCCUGUUUAGGGGGUAAAGCAACAGAAUUAGGCAAACCUCUGACACAACAAGAACCAAGCAAAGCUCCCUUCGCCUCAAAACCGGAUGUUCAACUCAAGACUAUCAAUGAUUUUCUUUUCUCAUCACAAAUCGACAACGUUAAUCUUUUCAAGAUUGGUAGAUAUUGUCAUCGUAGCAUGAUCUCUAAAAAGCUCAACGGUUUUGUAGAUAAAUAUCGACCACAAGAAGUAUUUCAAGAGAGCAGCCAAUCAGAUGAGCCGUCCUAUCAAAGUUUUACGUCACCGAUGCAUUUCAUUGAGAAUUUCUUAGAAGCUCUUACUAACGCUGAUGUCGAUGGGAGAGUCGUUGUGAACAGACAAGACCGCGUGAGUACAUCGAGCAUCAAGUUCCUGCUGUUGAAUCCUGCUGUGAAUUUCAACAGUGUUGUACAAGAAAGUAAAGCAGUGAUAGUAGCUGGUGGCACCAUGCAACCGACAUCAGAAUUUAAAGAUCAGUUGUUCGCUUGUGCUGGUGUCAGUCCAGAUCUAGUGCACGAGUUCUCCUGUGGUCAUGUUAUUUCUCCUGAACAGCUGUUGACGAUUGCGUUGGGCAAAGGUCCUUCUGGCCUUGAACUAGAUUUCACUUAUCAGUCAAGGGAUUCUCCACAGCUGAUUGAAGAGUGUGGUCGUGUUCUGUUAAACACAUGUGCCGUCAUACCAGGGGGUGUCGUGUGUUUCUUCUCGUCCUUUGAUUACGCACAAAAAAUCUACAGCCACUGGGAAAAGUCAGGAAUUCUAGAGAAACUAGGCACGAGAAAAAAGAUCUUUACGGAGCCACGUAAAGCAAGCCAAGUAGAGCAGGUCUUGUCCAGUUUCUCUGCACUCAUUAAGAAAACAAGUGCUUCUGUGAACCAGGGAACACAAUCCCAAGUCAAUGGAGCCAUCCUUCUUUGUGUUGUGGGAGGAAAAAUGAGUGAAGGAAUAAACUUUUCCGAUGACUUGGGCAGGUGUGUUGUAAUGAUAGGUCUUCCAUAUCCAAAUAUUAAUUCUCCUGAAUUGAAAGAAAAAAUGAAUUACUUGAACACUAAUAUUGGGGCUAAAGCCGGACAGGAGUAUUAUGAAAACCUGUGUAUGAAGGCUGUCAAUCAAUCGAUAGGUCGUGCCAUACGUCACCGUCAAGACUAUGCCACUAUACUUCUACUAGACCAUCGUUAUAGCACACCUAGGGUAUAUAACAAGCUGCCAUCAUGGAUAGGCAGUAGGAUGCAGCAUUAUUCACGCUUUGGCCCAGCUUUUGCAGCAGUACGUAAGUUCUUCGUCGAUAAGAGAUCAUGUAACAAAACAACUACCAUGGCUGAGGGCUGACAAUCACGCCUCGUUCGUUAGGCAUUCCUUUUAAGUGAUCUAUGGAACAACAUGCAACAAAACAGCGCUCUUUGGGUUUGAAGUUCUUGUUUGAAUGAUUCAUGGUACAUAUACAGAUGGGAUAAUCUCAACACUUACCAGCCAA
Messenger RNA from Actinia tenebrosa (Australian red waratah sea anemone), 3012 nucleotides. RefSeq names its product ATP-dependent DNA helicase DDX11. Lineage: Eukaryota; Metazoa; Cnidaria; Anthozoa; Actiniaria; Actiniidae. Gene Ontology annotation, molecular function: hydrolase activity, acting on acid anhydrides, in phosphorus-containing anhydrides; ATP binding; DNA binding. Gene Ontology annotation, cellular component: nucleus. The record is from RefSeq and is a predicted model, not a curated record. Gene Ontology annotation, biological process: establishment of sister chromatid cohesion; nucleobase-containing compound metabolic process.